This is a messenger RNA of Triticum turgidum subsp. durum (durum wheat), 843 nucleotides long. The record is from the annotation of a GenBank genome assembly. Lineage: Eukaryota; Viridiplantae; Streptophyta; Magnoliopsida; Poales; Poaceae.
AUGAAGGAGGUGGUGCUCCACGUGUACGACGUGACCAACAGCGACUCCGAAAAGACCAACAACACCAUCCUCCAGAUCAACCGCAUCUUCAAGGACCGCAUCGGCCUCGGCGGCAUCUUCCACAGCGCCGUCCAGGUCCUCCACCCUGCGCCUCCCGCUCUCCCGGAUCCCGGCGACGCAUUCUGCCUGCGUGCUUACCCCCACCUCCUCCAGAUCCCCAAUUCUCAUUUCCCGAUGUGUCGCGUGCAGGUCUAUGGCGAGGAGGAGUGGUCGUUCGGGUUCUGCGAGAACGGCAGCGGGGUGUUCAGCUGCCCCGUGAGCAAGAACCCCAUGUACACAUACCGCGAGCGCAUCGUCCUCGGGGAGACGGAGUGCACCAUAGCCACCGUGAACAGGAUCCUGCGCGAGCUCAGCCGCGACUGGCCAGGGCACUCCUACGACCUCCUUUCCAGGAACUGCAACCACUUCUGCGACGUGCUCUGCGACAGGCUCGGCGUCCCCAAGCUUCCAGGCUGGGUUAAUCGUUUUGCCAAUGCCGGCGAUACAGCUGUGGUGGUUGCUGAGAAUACAGCAGUUAAGUUCAGGCAGGCUAAAACAGAAAUUGUCAAUGCUAGUAGAGUAGCAUAUAGAUUUAUGGCAGGCCUGACUUCGAAAAACCAGGCUUCACAAGAGUCUCCUGGUGAACAAAAUAGAGGCAGCCCUACUUUCCAAGGAACAUGGUUCAAGAAUGUUGUUUCAGCUGGCGCGAAGCCAUCUACAAGCGGGUCAACUCCCUCACAAGAAGCUGAUAAUGCACCUCCCUUGCAGCGCCAACAAUCAGCAGAGCAACCAAUAAGGUUGUAG